This is a messenger RNA of Effrenium voratum, 537 nucleotides long. NCBI's taxonomy places the organism in Eukaryota, Dinophyceae, Suessiales, Symbiodiniaceae. The record is from the annotation of a GenBank genome assembly.
AUGCAAGCGCAAGUGGCCAUGCUGGCCGAGAGAGCUCAAGCCAUGACGCAGGACACAGCGCCGGCUAUACCCGCGGCAAGUCCCGCCAGCCAGCUCCCGAGCAAUGUGGGCAGCCUGGGACACCCCCAGCUGUGCCGGCGGCCUUGUAUUCUUUUCGCUCGAUGCGACUGCCAACAGGAAGCCUGUAGCUGGUGCAAUGGGCAUCACCCGGCGAGGCCUGCCUCUUUUGACAAGGUAGAGCGAGACCUGGUGGCCUCCAUGUCCGAGCCGAUGCUGCUCACGAUGAUUCUCCCACACCUGCGGAGGUGUGUUCAGGUGAGCCCUCAAUUGCAGCGCCUGGUAGAGCUGGUGGAGCGAGAGUACGCUCUGCGGGGCUGCAGCACCUUGUUUGUGCCGGAGAGGUUGCGCCAGCUGGACAAGAUCUUUGCCAAGAUGACCGUCACAGGCUUGGUGGGGAGCAUCGCAAGGAACUUCUGUGGCUGCCUGCAUCAGCUCAUGAAGGGUUGCCUGGAAGAGCUGCGCAACGAGCUCCAAUAG